Molecule: messenger RNA, 1225 nt
Organism: Spirodela intermedia
Lineage: Eukaryota; Viridiplantae; Streptophyta; Magnoliopsida; Alismatales; Araceae
Source: the annotation of a GenBank genome assembly
AUGAGAUUUAGGCCGCCCAUCUUAGGGCACCUUAAGAAGAGACUAAGAGGAGGAUUAGAGUGCUGCCCUCAUGGAAGAAUUUGGACUAUCCCCCAAGAGAGUCAGUUAUAAAUCUUAACUAUCCAUUGGAGGGGCCUAAUUCUCUAGAGGUUUAAGACAUCUUGUCCCCCUCUUGGAGGGUGCUUUUUGGCUCUCUCUUUAGCAGUGGCUAACAGAAGGAAAUAGGAGAGAAAUCAAAGCCCAGUCAAUGAAACUUUUUUGCUCAAGAUUAUUUUGGAGAAAAGACUACCUAAAAUAUGUCAAGAUCAUUAUGGAUCAAGCACCACUCGACCUAGGACUAGCACACAAUGAGGUACAUGCAAAAUCUAGAUUUGGGGUGUCCUUGUAAUAUUCUCUAUGGAUAGAUUAACUCUUAGUUCGAACUAGUUUUAUCAUUUGUUCUAUCAUUCUAUUGUGUUAGAUUUAUUCUCUCCUUUUUGUCACAUUUUUUAUUUUUCUUGUCUUGACUCUUUUUAAAUUUAAUUCUACCCUACAUGAGCUCAAGUAUACCUAUAUAUAUAAUAAAUAAAAUAAGUAAAGUUCUUACUUUCAUUACCCAUGCUCCUUGAGGAUUGACCCUUAUUUAUUCUAAAUAAAAGAGUGAGAUUUUAUAAAUAUUAUUUGUUUGACUUUGGUUGCAUCAAGAUGAUAUAUUUAACCUCUAAAUUGAGUUAAUCACCCAUUGACCUUUCUCACCCUUUCAUUUUAUCUUUCAUCACUUUUUGAAAUCAUUGAAGAUUUAUCUUGAGGUCCACGAGCCAACAAUUAUGAGAUUUCAUCUCUCUAUAUCAAGGUAUGGUUGACUUGUCUUAUUUUAGUGAUUUUUAAUCUGAUUUCAAAUCUCUUUCUUGUAAAUUAUCAUUGAGUGAAUCUAGGAUAUCCCUAAUUCAUCUAUUUAGUAAAAUAGAUGGUAUUGAUGGUAUUGUUUCUCCUCUCUAUAUAGUAAAUAACCCACAACAAUAUACCCUAUAAAAUGAAGAAAAUCCCAUGCUCCACAACAACAUAAGAAACAUAUUGUAUACCACCUACUAGGAUGUAUGAACUUAAGUUAAUGUCUAUUGUUUACCCUAUACAAAAGAGAUCAAGAGCAUAAUUUAAACAAAGUUCUUGGAAAAUAGCGAGGUCGCCAAUUUUGGGAAUAGGAUUUAUCCCAUGCCCUUAUUCUAGUAUUCUACCUGCUCCUUGA